Planococcus citri (citrus mealybug) is the source of this 2458-nucleotide messenger RNA. RefSeq lists its product as uncharacterized. Bases 374 to 2233 code for a protein of 619 amino acids. The record is from RefSeq and is a predicted model, not a curated record. The transcript is spliced from 2 exons. NCBI's taxonomy places the organism in Eukaryota, Metazoa, Arthropoda, Insecta, Hemiptera, Pseudococcidae.
AAGGUGGUACUGAUGCUGUCAGCCAGUCAAACUACAAAGAGCGUUUGAAAUUGGCAAAUGGGCCACGAACCGCCAUCCAGUUAGGCAGUACUUAGUUACCUAUUUCUGUUCAUCCAGGUUGCUACGUGGUCUUGGGAUAUAGAGCCUUACUUGGGCUUAUAGUCUUAGGUUAGUAUGUAGGUACCUACUUGAAAAAUUCCAUAGUAAUUUUAUAGGCCCUUGUCUAAUACUGGGAGCAGUACCAUACAUUAUUCAUUAGCAAUAAGACGUGAUUUUGUCUUUUCAUUGAUUAGUUAUCAAUCAUUUAAAUGAUUUCUCACCCGCAUUGAAUCCAUCGAUAGAUAUACCUACCCUUAGAUGAAAUCAAGACAUCAUGAAUGAAAUAAUCGAGUCCAACGUGUACGACCUGAUAUAUCCCAGCCCAGUCACCCUGAAAGAAAUCUCAUCUAUCGUAGUUGUUGUGGAAUUAUGGCGUGAAGAAAUCUGCGCACACAUAGAAAGUAAGCGUUUACAAGAAUUAAAGUUGAAUUUGGAAGAAAAUGGCAUUCAAUUGAGAAACGUGAUACCCAAUUUGCCAUCUGCGAUUUACGAUUUCCUGGAGAAAUACGUCGACGUAUUCGGAGUGUCAAUCUUGCAAUGGGUGCAUUUUCAUCACUCUGAUGUACUCCAUCGGUGUGACGGUGAUUUGGAGAAGAUUUUGAUUCGUUUUCAUGAUUUUGCAUGGGACUGGAACGGCGCCAUUCAUUAUCGGCGCACAGCCGAACGUUUGAUGUUGUGCGAUCGACUCACUGAAUAUGAGAAAUUCCAGGUAGCUUGUUUUUACUGCUUUGAAGACGAUAUCAAACGAAUUUGGCCAUCUGUCAGCGCGAUGGUGGAUUUGAGUAGUAUUGAUUUUGAUCGUUACUCGCAAAUGUUCUACUGGAUUUGCUGUCUUAGAAGCGAACUAGACAAAAUACCCAAUCUACGUAAUGUGUCUGUGGACGAGGUGAUGCUUUAUAAGUACAGAUCAGGAUCGAUUAUUAACCAUUCAUUAGUGACGUAUUUUUGGGAUCGUAUACCCUCUAAUAAACAGCCACAAAUAGUUAUAGAAAUGUUUGAGAAUUGGUCGGAUUUAUUCUGUAGGUUUAUAUUACCAAAGCUGAACAAACACCAACUAGAGAUAUUUCUGACGGCGAAAGGUGCUGAUCUUGUCAAGUCUCUGUUGUAUUUUAGAUGCCGCGCUUCGGAGCCACGUACUUCUUAUUUUUCUUUUGGAACUUGGACGUACAUUCGAAAUAAAAUUAGUACUAAUAAUUUUAUUGGAUAUGUUAAGAAAUCUCUUGAGUUUGAGAUUUUCGAUUCCACGGGCGGAGAAUUUUAUAAGAAUGAAUUAUUUAUGUUCCGCGAGAUAUGGAAAAGUGCUUCACAGCAUUUCAAACGAUCGGCGGUGAAAAAUGCACUAACAUGGAAUAAGCCACGGUAUCUCAAGCGUACAUCGGCGAAAUUUCUCAUUGUUCUACUACAGGAUGCUACUGUUGAAGAGAGAAACGCCUUUUGGAAUAAAAAUUGGUAUGAUAUGUUGUAUUGGUGUGUUGCCAGCGAUUCGCUUAUAGUGAUGAAAUUGUGUUUACAAACAGAAAACGAAAUCGCGUUAUUUAAUAAGAACUUGAUGGCGAAUCAUGAAGAUAUCACUACGUACUGCGUUCUGUUGAUGGCAAUAGGGUGUUUUGAACGAUUAAAUGACUUUCUGUCUGUUUGCUACCCCGAUGUGCGAGAAAGAAACGAGUUUAAACAGCGUAUAUUGAGGUUGCAUUUAUUGAGAGAAGAUCGUGUAUUGAAAGUUGAUUUAUUCAGAAACAAUAAAUCGCUAAAUGAGUUUAUCAACGAUGCUUUUCAAGAUGCUGCUGAUCUCGGCGUUGAAUUUAGAAACCAAUUCAGAUCGUCACCUGCAACCGAACGCUGUUUAUUCGAAUGUACUGGCAGGGGCGAUUUCGUUAUCGUGAUGGAAUUCGUCGACACUUUUUUUCCUGAUGAACAAGUCAGGAUGCCUAUGAAAAUACGUUUGUUUGAGCAUUUCAAAGAGCAUUUGGUUGCUGGUAGUGUUUCGCUUAGGGGUAGUGAUGAUUUCAAGCUGGAUGAUUUUAUAACGUGGUGCUUUAACAACGACGAAAAUAAAAUUGACAGCUUUAAAAAGCAAUUUUAUCCUAAAAAAGAAGGGUCGUCUCCUCCUAGAAAACGUAGAAGGAUGGUGUAGCGAUUCUUCGAAUCUGAAGUUAUACUUAUUAUUCUUUUUUAUUCAGCGUGUCAAAUAAUAAUAACCUUUUAUCGUUUUCCUGUUUCGUGUUUUUAUUCUUAAUACCUACGUAAGUACAUUGGUGAUAUUAUGAAUAUUUUGUGGCUAGAUAUAUCAAGUAGUAAUAAUCGAUUGUUAUCACUUAACUGUUCUUUACCUACAUAAGUAAUAAACGUAUUAAAUUAA